AUGUCGGUGGUUGAAUCUCUAGUGGAAACAGUUUAUGCUUAUGCCACAUUGGCAUUAUCGUGGUUCCUAUCAUUGGGACUUCUACAAAAGAUUUUUAUCAUCAUCUCCAUCCCAUUCAUCUACUCCAUUACCUGGCAGUUCUUGUUUUCCUUGAGAAAGGACAGAGUUCCAUUAGUGUUCUACUGGAUUCCUUGGGUUGGUUCUGCUGUCACUUAUGGUACGCAACCAUAUGAGUUUUUCGACAACUGCCGUGCAAAAUAUGGUGACUGCUUUUCUUUCAUGCUUCUUGGAAGAGUUAUGACCGUGUACUUGGGACCAAAGGGUCACGAGUUCGUUUUCAAUGCCAAACUCUCUGAUGUGUCCGCUGAAGCUGCUUACAGUAAUUUGACUACUCCUGCUUUCGGUGAGGGUGUUAUCUACGAUGUUCCUAACUGGAAGUUGAUGGAACAGAAGAAGUUUGCAAAGGUUGCUCUCACCACUGAGUCGUUCAUUCAAUAUGUUCCUUUAAUGGUUGAUGAGAUCAUGAAGUACUUCAAGACCAGUCCUGAUUUCCAAGGUAAAAAAGGUGAGGUUGAUGUCUUGAAAUCUCAGCCUGAAAUGACUUUGUACACUGCUUCUAGAUCUUUGAUGGGUAAGGACUUGAGAAACAUGCUUAAUGCUAAGUAUGCUGGAUGGUACAGCGAUCUUGAUAAGGGAUUCACUCCAUUGAACUUUGCUUUCCCAUACUUGCCAUUACCAGGAUACAAACUCAGAGAUAAAGCCCACGCACACAUUACCAACACUUACAUGGAGCUUAUCAACAAGAGAAGAAAGGAGUCUGGAACUCAUGAGAGAGAUCUUGUCGAUGCUCUUAUGAACAAUUCUACGUACAAGGAUGGAACCAAAAUGACUGACCAGCAGAUUGCCAACUUGAUGGUUGGUGUCUUGAUGGGUGGUCAGCACACUUCUGCCGCAACUUCUUCGUGGUUCCUUCUUCACUUGGGUGAAAGACCAGAUUUGCAGGAAGAACUUUACAAGGAAAUUAAGGAUACCAUUGGUGACAAGCCACUACAGUGGCAAGAUCUACAAAAGAUGACUCUUAUGAACAACACGAUCCGUGAGACUUUGAGAAUGCAUCAUCCUCUACACUCUGUCUUCAGAAAGGUUAUUCAUGACUUGCCUGUUCCUGGUACUAAGUAUGUUGUUCCUGCCGGUCACUUCGUUUUGGCUUCUCCUGGUUGGUCUAUGACUCAUGAGGAAUUCUUCCCUAACUCCCAGCACUUUGAACCUCACAGAUGGGACAAGUUGGGAGGUGCCGGAGGUGGUUUCAAGAAGGAAGAUAACGCUGAUGAGAAAGAGGAAACUGUUGAUUACGGUUUUGGUAAGAUCUCCAAGGGUGUCUCUUCUCCAUACUUGCCAUUCGGUGGUGGUAGACACAGAUGUAUUGGUGAGCACUUUGCAUACACCCAGUUGGGUACACUUUUGGUUACUUUCAUUCGUAACUUUAAGUGGACAAGUAAGGUUCCUGAGCCUGACUACACUUCUAUGGUUGUUUUGCCAGUUGGCCCUGCUUACAUAAAGUGGGAGAAAAGGGAGAAAGAUUAA
This is a messenger RNA of Brettanomyces bruxellensis, 1584 nucleotides long. It is a transcript of the gene ERG11, whose product is annotated as Lanosterol 14-alpha-demethylase. Gene Ontology annotation, molecular function: heme binding; oxidoreductase activity, acting on paired donors, with incorporation or reduction of molecular oxygen; iron ion binding. Lineage: Eukaryota; Fungi; Ascomycota; Pichiomycetes; Pichiales; Pichiaceae. The record is from RefSeq and is a predicted model, not a curated record. The transcript has a single exon. Bases 1 to 1584 code for a protein of 527 amino acids. Gene Ontology annotation, biological process: ergosterol biosynthetic process.